AGAUAAAUAAUGUAAUACAAAACUCCACCCUAACCUGAUACUACUGCAUAAUUCAGCACAAAUAAACACGAAUGACUAAAGGAGCUCCCUUCAGUCCAGGGAAGAGGCAAGACCUGUUUGGGAGCCUCAAAAAAGAAACUAUUGUCCAUUGUACUGGACAGCUCAGUUUUGGCCCAGUCUGUUUACAUGGGGAAAGCGAUGCCAUUUGUAUUGAAUCAUCACUGUGGCGUUCCUCUAUUUUUGGAUCUCACUGUCACACCAUUACAUGUGGGCUUGAUCAGCUGAAUGAAAAUCACAGGGAAAUAUUGACUCACAAUCAUACAUCACUCUUCAUCCUUUUCUUGGGCUGCAGUCAGCUGUCUUUUCACUGGCACUUGCUUUGAAACCAGCCUUAUAAACUGGGACGGGUCGGGACUUGGUUUCGUACCCAUUCUGUGGCUGCGUCAAGUGAAAAUUCUGAGAGAUCUAUGGCUGAUGAAAUCAUUAUUUAAAUCAGACAUUUAGAUCCACGGUAUUAAGGAAGUGAAGUUGCUUUCUUGUAGCUAACUUCCCCUUCUGUCUUAUUGAAUAAUGCUGUAAUCACAACCAGGGAAGAGUGAUUAGUUCCUCUAGUUACUUCUCUUACCAGUCGUACUGUUGUACUUUUAGCAGACAAGCACAUACCGAGAGAGACAUUGUGCAUUCAUUUACCUGUACCAGUUUGGGGUGUCCGCUUUAUGAAUGGCCUUGGAAACUUUCCCAUCUGAUCCGUUAUCUCCUCUGCACUGGAAUCUCACCCUGCUGGGAGCGUCAGCCCUGGUGACGAUGAUCCUCCUGGUUUUGAUGUGCAGUCCCUGUGGAAAGAGAAAAUCUGAUAAAACGAGUCACCCUGAGCGCAGUGAAGGGACUGAACUGUCUUCAUUACCACAGACCACUGCGGAGAAUGAGAUUUGGGAGCAGAGUACAAACGCUUCAACUGCCGAUCAACCCGAACAACAAAUCAACAAAGCUGAAAAAAGAAACGCCGCCGAUGCCAAAUCUAAAGGGAAGGCUAAGAGGAAAGCGGGGGAGUCAGACAGACCCCAGAAAGAGGAGUCUCCUGAAACGGGCAGCGUCACAGAUGCUGACAAAGAUGACCGCGGGAAAGUGCAAAGAGUUCGGGAGCUCCCCGAACUGCCCGGGAUUGCAAGGCGGGUCACCCGGAGGCACAGCAGCUCCAACAGCUUGAACGUGUACGACGUGGUCUCUGAGGUCAGGAACGUGUGGCCCCUGGAUUCAAGAGCCCUCUGCAAGCAGACCUCAGGCGGCAGCAACCUCUAUGACGAGAUACGGACCGUGGAAGUCAGGUGGGGGCCAGAGAUGGAAGACAGCAAAACCAUCCCGGUCUACACCAAUAUCAACGAGCCCAAACCAAGCGGCCUCUCGCCGCAGCCUCUCGCCCAGGUGGGAGCUGCGGUACCCAGGCCAGAGACUCAAGAUAUGCCGCUGUAUGCGAAAGUGAAAAAGCCACGGACCAGGGCAGUGCAAUCCGAAAUUAUAAUAACCUAGCAUGCACGGUACAGCAGAAAGAAUAAGACGCGUGGGGGAAAAAAACCCAAACAUAUCCACUGUUAUGAAUGAAAGCAUCCUCAGCUGUUCUUACAUAAGGGGUUGUAGUGUCAACACACUCCCUAAACUUAGAGAACAUUUACAUUCGUUAGAGGUGUGACGCAAUCCAAAAUGAUCGGUGAAUGGUAUAUACCGCAUGUGUUUAUCAUGUGUGCAGUUGUUAUGAAUGGUGCCAGGUUAUGUUGCUCCAGUUUAUCAUUGCUCGAUGUUGCCACC
Messenger RNA from Polyodon spathula (Mississippi paddlefish), 1803 nucleotides. RefSeq lists its product as uncharacterized. The transcript is spliced from 6 exons. The coding region runs from base 721 to 1527 and encodes 268 amino acids. The record is from RefSeq and is a predicted model, not a curated record. NCBI's taxonomy places the organism in Eukaryota, Metazoa, Chordata, Actinopteri, Acipenseriformes, Polyodontidae.